CAAUUUCAGAUAUCAUUUCAGAUACAACAACAUUCAAUGCAUGAUGAAACAUUACAACAUGUUACAUUAUCAUCAGUUUCAUCGACGUCAUUUAUGGACGUACGUGAAAUGAACGUGUCAACUUCGUUAGAGUCAAAUGCUGGCCACUACUCCAAGAAUAAGUCAAAUGCAUUUUGUGCUUUGAACAAUUUAGCUAAAUAUAUUGAUAAGGUAAGUUGCUUUUUUAAAGAAAAUUUUAGUAGAAAAAUAAAUAAAUUUUCAAUUUUCAAAAAUAAUUUUGUUUUUUCGAUUUUUACUAUAUUUUUGCAACAUUACAAAUAAUGAUAAUAAUAAUGAUAAUAAUAAUAAUAUAAUAAUAAUAAUAAUAAUAAUAAUAAUAAUAAUAAU
This is a messenger RNA of Loa loa (African eye worm), 387 nucleotides long. RefSeq lists its product as hypothetical. The transcript has a single exon. The annotation marks the transcript as partial. Lineage: Eukaryota; Metazoa; Nematoda; Chromadorea; Rhabditida; Onchocercidae. The record is from RefSeq and is a predicted model, not a curated record.